AUGCAGAACAGAACCUUUUCGCCAUCCGACUUCGUGCUCCUGGGCUUGCUGGUGAGCCACGAGGCCGUGGGAGUGGUGUUCACGGUCAUCGUAGCCAUCUUCAUGGUGGCUGUGGCGGCGAAUGUGCUCAUUGUCAUCCUGAUCCAGAGUGAUGCCCGCCUCCACACCCCAAUGUACUUCCUGCUCAGUCAGCUGUCCGUCAUGGACACCCUCUUCAUCUGCACCACCGUGCCCAAGCUCCUGGUGGACAUGCUUUCCAGGGAGAAGACCAUUUCCUUCAUGGCCUGCAGCAUCCAGAUCUUCCUCUACCUGACCAUGAUUGGCUCCGAGUUCUUCCUGCUGGGCUUCAUGGCCUACGACCGCUAUGUGGCAGUCUACAACCCUCUCAGGUACCCAGUUCUCAUGAACUACAAGGUGUGCCUUCUGCUGGCUGCUGGGGCCUGGCUGGGCGGCUUCCUGGAUGGCUUCCUGCUCACCUCCAUCACUAUGAGCCUCCCCUACUGUGGCUCCCACAGCAUUGACCACUUCUUCUGCGAGGUCCUGGCCAUCCUCAGGCUGGCCUGUGCCGACACGUCCCUGUAUAGAACACUCAUUUACAUCUGCUGCAUCCUGAUGCUGCUCACCCCCCUCUCCAUCAUCUCAACCUCCUACGCCCUCAUCCUGGUCACCGUCCACCGCAUGCGCUCCCCCGAGGGCCGCCAAAAGGCCCUCGCCACCUGCUCCUCCCACUUGGCGGUGGUCAGCAUCUUCUUUGGAGCUGCCUUCUACAACUACGUGCUGCCCCAGGCCUUCCACACCCCUGAGCAGGACAAGGUGGUGUCCGCCUUCUACACCAUCCUCACCCCCAUGCUCAACCCCCUCAUCUACAGCCUCAGGAACAAGGAUGUGGCCGGGGCAUGUAGUCGGAUGCUGACACGCUGUCCAUCUGCUCAGAGGGUAGCAGCAGGAGACACCUAG
Ochotona curzoniae (black-lipped pika) is the source of this 957-nucleotide messenger RNA. Its product is annotated as olfactory receptor 2T11-like. Gene Ontology annotation, biological process: G protein-coupled receptor signaling pathway. Bases 1 to 957 code for a protein of 318 amino acids. Gene Ontology annotation, cellular component: membrane. NCBI's taxonomy places the organism in Eukaryota, Metazoa, Chordata, Mammalia, Lagomorpha, Ochotonidae. Gene Ontology annotation, molecular function: G protein-coupled receptor activity; olfactory receptor activity. The transcript has a single exon. The record is from RefSeq and is a predicted model, not a curated record.